AAAAAAAAAAAAAAAAAAAUGGCGUCGAUCAAAACGAAUAUCAACAGCGGUGGUGCCAACAUAGGUUUCCAUGAAUUGAAGAAGCAGGCUUCUUUCUUCUUCAAGGAGAAGAUCAAAUCUGCCAGGCUGGCCUUGACUGACGUCACACCCGCUCAACUACUGGCUGAAGAAGCUACCAACGGGGAUCCGGGCUGUCCCGAUGCUAGAACACUCAAGAUGAUAUCAAAGGCAGCUUUCGAAGUUGAUGAUUACUGGAGGAUUGUGGACAUCCUUCACAGAAGAUUAGUUAGAUUUGAGAAGAUGAACUGGAGGCCUUCUUACAAGGCUCUGAUCGUGGUGGAACACUUGUUGACUCAGGGGCCCGAACGAGUUGCUGAGGAGUUCCAAAUCGACUCAGAAGCUAUUAAGAAGAUGGAAAGCUUUCAAUAUAUCGAUGACCAAGGGUUUAAUUGGGGCCUUAACGUGAGAAAGAAAUGCGAAAGGGUACUGAAGCUGCUGGAGAAGGGCCCGCUUCUUAAGGAAGAACGGGAGAAAGCCCGAAAAAUUUCAAGAGGGAUUCAAGGGUUCGGAAGCUUCUGCUCGAGAAAUUGUUCGCCUCAAGACACACUCAGGGAACCAUCAUUUGCUAGGUCCUAUUCUGAAUCCAACCAUCAUGAAGAAGACUUGUUUCCUGUUCAAACAGAAAAGCCAUUGAAUUUGGAAAACUCGGAAAGUGUUGAUACCAAAGAAAAUUGGGGCACGGACAAUAAUAAUCUCCUGAGAGAAACGAGUGCAGGAAGCACAAACGAGCCCUUGUUGGGAGAGAAGAAAAACAAUGACCCAGCCAAAGUCCCCGUUAGCAAUACUCAUCCUUUUGAUGACCAACUAACGGCAAUCUCACUGCUGUCUGCAGCAGAUGAGAAUUGAGCAUAAGUGGUGCUACUUUUAGUCUUAUGUCUACUGCUAUUGUGUAAACAAAUGUUAAUGCCCAGCCCAGGUGCAUUUGUUAUGUCACCCUGUGUAAUUGUACUAAUUAUGUCCAAAUCAUAUAUUGUACUUCAACUCAGGUUGCAGAAUCCUUACACCCAACCCAACAAAGAUGGGAAAACUACAAUACAUUUAUUUUUAAUUUUUUUUUAAUUAAUUUGAUCCAUUCAGUCCGCUUAAGAUGGUCUUUGAGGAACAAUUUUACAUGUUAAGUGGGUAUAACAAAC
This is a messenger RNA of Striga asiatica, 1193 nucleotides long. Lineage: Eukaryota; Viridiplantae; Streptophyta; Magnoliopsida; Lamiales; Orobanchaceae. The record is from the annotation of a GenBank genome assembly.